Equus quagga is the source of this 3500-nucleotide messenger RNA. RefSeq names its product dishevelled binding antagonist of beta catenin 1 (gene DACT1). The record is from RefSeq and is a predicted model, not a curated record. NCBI's taxonomy places the organism in Eukaryota, Metazoa, Chordata, Mammalia, Perissodactyla, Equidae. The coding region runs from base 96 to 2321 and encodes 741 amino acids. Gene Ontology annotation, cellular component: cytoplasm. Gene Ontology annotation, biological process: negative regulation of canonical Wnt signaling pathway; regulation of Wnt signaling pathway, planar cell polarity pathway; negative regulation of JNK cascade. The transcript is spliced from 5 exons.
AGGGCGACAUGAGCCCGCGGCCGCGGCCCUAGCGCCCCGCUCCUCCGCCCGGCGGCCCGGCGGCGGGGACGGGGCUCGCGGCGGGCGUGGGAGCCAUGAAGCCGAGCCCGGCCGGGCCGGCGAGGGAGCUGGAGCCGCAGGCACCGGCCCGGGGCGAGCAGCGCGCGGCGGAGCCCGAGGGGCGCUGGCGGGAGAAGGGCGAGGCGGACACGGAGCGGCAGCGCACCCGCGAGCGGCAGGAGGCCACGCUGGCCGGGCUGGCCGAGCUGGAGUACCUGCGGCAGCGCCAGGAGCUGCUGGUGCGGGGCGCCCUGCGCGGCGCCGGGGUUGCGCCCCGCGCGGGGGACCCGCCGGGGGAGGCGGCGGGGCGCGGCCGCCUGGAGGAGAAGUUCUUGGAGGAGAACAUCUUGCUGCUGCGGAAGCAGUUGAAUUGUUUGAGGAGAAGAGAUGCUGGUUUGUUGAAUCAGUUGCAAGAACUUGACAAGCAGAUAAGUGACCUGAGACUGGAUGUAGAAAAGACAUCUGAAGAGCACCUGGAGACGGACAGCCGGCCCAGCUCAGGGUUUUAUGAGCUGAGUGAUGGAGCUUCAGGAUCCCUGUCCAAUUCCUCUAACUCGGUCUUCAGUGAGUGUUUAUCCACUUGUCAUUCUAGCACCUGCUUCUGCAGCCCCUUGGAGGCAACCCUGACUAUCUCAGAUGGUUGCCCCAAAUCUGCUGAUGUGAAUCCCAAGUACCAGUGUGAUCUGGUGUCUAAAAACGGGAAUGAUGUGUACCGCUAUCCCAGUCCACUCCAUGCCGUGGCCGUGCAGAGCCCAAUGUUUCUCCUUUGCUUGACCGGCAACCCUCUGCGGGAAGAGGAGAGGCUUGGUAACCAUGCCAGUGACGUUUGUGUCGGACCUCAGGUGGACACCAUCAAGACAGGUACUUCCUUACCAUCGCCAAGCAGCUUGUGGGCUGCUCCCCACCCUUCAUCCAGUAAGAAAAUGGACGGCUACAUUCUGAGCCUGGUCCAGAAAAAAACACACCCUGUAAGGACCAACAAACCGAGAACCAGUGUGAACGCUGACCCCAGCAAGGGGCUUCUGAGGAACGGGAGCUUCUGUGUCAGAGUGCCUGGGGGCGUCUCGCAGGGCCAUAGCGGGAACCUUAAGAAUUCUAAACAGGCGCCUGUGCCCCCUGGUGGAAUCCUGGCUUUGGACGGUGGGCCGUUCUCCCCGCUGAAGCAGUGGGCGAAGGAAGCAAAGGCAGACCAACUGGAAAGCAAGAGGCUGCCCGCGCCCGAGGGCGGCUUGCCAGGCGCCGCCGCUGACCUUCAGAGCAAGCAUCUGCCCAAAAGUGCCAAGCCAGCCUCCCAGGAGCACACUCGCUGUCCCACCGCGGUGACAGGGGAGCCCCCUAAAGACAGCAGUCAGAUCCCAGCUGCCCCUCCAAAGGAGAGCCCUGGGCGGGCCCCCGCCCCUCUGCAGGAGAACAGAGUGGUGCAGCCCCUCAAGAAGGCCUCGCAGAAAACCGGCCCGCCGGCGCCCCCCGCCCCCGCGGCGCUGCCGUCCUCGGCCUUCCCGGGGCCCGAGCGGCCGGCCCUGGAGUUCAAGAGCGAGGGCUCGUCUUCGCAGAGCCUCGAGGAGGGGCCGCCGGGGAAGGCGCCGUGCGUCCCGGGGCCGCAGCCGGGCGGGAGGCCGUCCCGGGCCAGCCGCGCCGCCGUCCCGCGGGGGGGCGGCGGCGGCCAGGCCGAGGCGGCGCUCCCCAGCCGGCCGCUGGGCGCCGGCCCCCGCGGGCCCGGGAGCAGGGCGCACGGGCACGGUCGCGAGGCGCUGGCCAGGCCCCGGCACAAGCGGCCCGAGUCGCGGCGCUGGCGCUCGGCGGCCGAGGUGUCCUACGAGGAGGCCCUGCGCAGGGCGCGGCGCGGCCGCCGCGGGCACGCAGGUCCCUACGCGGCGCCGCCGCCCUUCGCCAGCGCCUACGCAUGCGCGGCCAGCGACUCCGAGUACUCGGCCGAGUGCGAGUCCCUGUUCCACUCCACCGUGCUGGACACCAGCGAGGACGAGCGCAGCAACUACACCACCAACUGCUUCGGCGACAGCGAGUCCAGCGUGAGCGAGGGCGACUUCGUGGGCGAGAGCACCAGCACCAGCGACUCGGAAGAAAGCGGGGGCUUCAUGUGGUCCCAGUUUGUGCAGACCCUCCCUCUGCAGGCCGUCCGCGCCCCGGACCUGCACGGCAACCCCGCCAAAGCCUUCGUCAAAAUCAAGGCCUCGCAUACCCUCAAGAGGAAGAUCCUCCGAUUUCGGUCUGGCUCCUUGAAACUGAUGACGACCGUUUGAAUCACGUCGUUGGUGUGAAAGUGGGUAUUUUCUAGUUACCGAAGAAAAGGUGGCGUCCUAGUUUUUGUGUCAUAAUUGCACAGAAUGCUUUCCUUUUGUUAAGAUAAAACCAAGAUAAAUUAUGUCUCAUUUCAUCAUGUGUGGACACUAGUGCCUUUAAUGGAAGGUAAAGAAUGUUUUACUGGUUAGAAGUAAAUAUUGAGUUUUUAAUGGUGGUAAUAGUGAGUGAAUUUUGUGGUAGCAGAUGAUUUUUAAAUGUUCUGAGCAUCUGUGAAGGCGCAGGUUUUGAUGUUCAAGUCUGGUUGGGGUGAGACCUUUCGAUCUGAAGGUCAGGUGGAUAGAAUUGCAGGACAUGCAUUUGCUUCUAGGUUCUUAAGGGCAGUGUCUCCGUGAGGGUUAUCCAGUUGAGGGGCAUCACGUACAAUUGUGCAAAGUAGGUACGAGGGACAGUCAUUGUUUGCUGUAAAUUUUUCAUACAGUCUGCAUCUCUUAAAUGUAUCCCCAUUCUAUUUUCUUCUCAGAACUGUUUGGUUUACUGGACUCAGAACUUGAAGACCAGACCCUGAAUCCAGAGAGCUGGUGACCUGGAUAGGGAGCUGGUACUAUCUUAAAGGAUUCGCUAAACUUUUGCCACACUUGGUGCCUAGGCCCUGGUUGCAGUAACCCCUUCUGGGGCCAUUUAUCCAGCAUUUUGAUGCCUUUCUCCUUCUCCCUAAUUUGCAGCAGAUCCAACUAUUUCUCCCUUGGAGGACUUGCCUUUGUGAUAAAAUUUUGGUCCUUAGGUACAGAGAAGUUCACUCCUAAUAAACCUUGGGCAUGACUACAAGCCCAGAAUUGCUCACUGAGCACUGUGCCACCUUAGCAGUGACCCAAACACACGAGUGCAAUCCAGUCCAGAUUGGACCACUGAUGCUGUCUGGAAGGGCUUUUUUUUUAAAAAAAAAAACAACUUUUUUGGUAACAGUAUUGUGUAAAAUUGCUUUUUUUAUACCAAUAUAUGCAUGUUUUGUGCAUGAGUAGUAUUUGUUUUGAUACUCCUGUUGGUGUUAAAUUGCUGUAUGAUAUAAACAGUAUGUGUUUUUAUAUAUCAUUGUGUAAAUUUAAUAUAACACAUUAUAUACUGUAAUAAACGAUUUGUUUUACUGCUGUUAAGUUUGUUAUUUGGGUAUAAAACCAGAU